Cherax quadricarinatus is the source of this 782-nucleotide messenger RNA. RefSeq names its product larval cuticle protein A2B. Lineage: Eukaryota; Metazoa; Arthropoda; Malacostraca; Decapoda; Parastacidae. Gene Ontology annotation, cellular component: extracellular matrix. The record is from RefSeq and is a predicted model, not a curated record.
GUGGCGGCCAGGUAUAAAUGGGAGGACGCUAGGUGCUGAGGGCAGUGUAGUCUCGACAGCUUCGACACAAUGAACGCCAAGAUUCUUCUUUUCCUGGGUCUGGUAGCAGUGGUCGCCGCUGACAAGCGCCCCUCCUUCAGCUACGGUCCACCAGCGGCACAUCCUGACGACUCCGAUGAGGUCGUUGAACCACCCAAGUACGGCUACGAGUGGAACGUCCAGGACGGUGAGACUGGCAACGACUUCGCCCACCAGGAGGCUCGUGACCUCGAAAACACCAAGGGAUCGUACACCAUUCAGCUCCCCGACGGUCGUCGCCAGACUGUGACUUACUACGUGGACGGUGACUCUGGCUUCGUUGCCGAUGUCCAGUACUCUGGAGAAGCUCGCUACCCCGACUCCAGUGAGGUCGGCAAGUACCAAGCACCAUCUGCACCUAGGCCAGUGUACGGUGCACCUAACUAAGUCACCUGUCUCUCAAAGUCUUCUCUCGGCAGUCUCCAGAAUCAAUAACCCGCCAACCUGCACUCAGGCUAUCUCCGCACCAAACUCAAACAUCCCGCCAACAUGUGUAACUAACUCAAUGCUCUGCCUUACACCAAAUUCUCUACCCAUAUCAAACCCCUUGUUUUUUUCCUAUAGUGACUUGUAAUCUGUAAUCUUGGCGUCAAAUUCUAUCUUCUAUCACACUGAUACUAUCUUAACUUCAGCCUUCAACUUCUGUGUCGAAGCCACAAUGAGCUUCCUGUGUAUAUAAUUUAUUGAAUAAAUCAAAUCUCCGA